Molecule: messenger RNA, 1809 nt
Organism: Seminavis robusta
Lineage: Eukaryota; Bacillariophyta; Bacillariophyceae; Naviculales; Naviculaceae
Source: the annotation of a GenBank genome assembly
AUGAUUCUCUUGGGUAGCAAUUGUACUUGUAACUUGAAGAAGGUGUUGUUUGCUUGCUUCACUCUCCAGUUACUCUGGGGUCUUCAGUUUGUUCAAGCUGAAGAUGCAGCUGAAGAUGCAGCUGAAGAUGAGGUGUUCAUUGAUCCCACUGACGCUACCAUUGCACCUGGAGAACCUGGAACCUUGUUGGUGACUUUCAACAUCAGCUUUGCCAAUGUUUCUCUGAUUGCAAAUUACUCCAAUCCCUUUAAUCUCACCUUUCAAGAUCCCCCAUCUUCUGUGCCUGCAAGAUUGCGCCAAUUGACCCAGUUGAGCAAGGAUCUGCUGCAGGCUGGUACCGGUACUGAAGCUACUGAAGCUACUGAAGACUACAUGUAUUUGCUCCAAGUGAAUGAUCAAGAUAAAGAUCUUGAAGAUCAGGAGCAACGCCUUCGAAAUCUGCAAGAAGGCAUUGAGAUUGAUCUUGGAGGUCCUUCAGCUUCACCUGAGGAAGAACAAGCACUGAUCCAUAACACUCUCGUUUAUUUCUUUGGGUACUAUGCCGAGGCUUUCACUGACGAGCUGUAUGCUCUCACUUGGCCCACUGUGCAAACUGCAGAAGUAUUCCGGGAUUUCAACGACGAAGCCUUGCAAAUCUUUCACUUGCGUUGCCAAGCGAUUCUCAACUUUACAAUGACGCCACUCGAAGAAGAAGUCGGAAAUCUCACACUGGCAGCCGUCAAUCAAGAAUACGUCACCGAAUAUGUGCAAACUGCCGGCGAGUUCUUUUAUUACUACAUACCUCUCCUUGUAGAUGCCACGGUCGAAGCAAUUAUUCCACCCAAUAUCACCACCCCUUCUCCCACCGUUUCCACCGCUCCCUCGGGCAGUGGAUCCAAGAGCCCAUCCACAUCGCCCACACCAUCCCCAGCUCCGUCUUCAACGCCAUCGUCGGCUCCUACCAGGAUUUCUAUUUGUGUGCCCAUAAUUUGUGAUGAAUGCUCUGACGGGAUCAGACCGUUUCCAGAUCCAGAAACGUGUGAAUGUCCUUCCUGUGCUCCAACCAUGGCACCCAUUCUAAUUUGUCCCACUAUACUUUGCGAUGAAUGCCCCGACGGCAGCGUUCCUCCACAGGAUCCAGAAACGUGUGAAUGUCCUACUUGUGCUCCAACCAUGGCACCCGUUCUAGCUUGCCCCACUUCACUUUGUGCACCAUGCGAUGGAGACAUCCCAGAACGUGACCCAGAGACUUGUGAAUGUCCAACUUGUGCACCCACGCCAGAACCCAGUGCAGCUCCUGUCGAAACGGAGCAACCCACACCGCAACCUACGGAUGAGCCUACCGAUCAACCAACACCGGAACCAGCCACUCCGGAACCCACACGUGAACCAACCCCGCAACCCACACCGACACCGCCGGGCGGUCCCGACUUGUCAGAACCAGGAUGUGGCAAUGGUAGUUGUGGACCAUGUGAAGGGGAUUGUGAUGACGACAGCGACUGCCAAGGCGGUCUCGUCUGCUUCUUCCGACCCGGUGGCAGCACCAUUCCAGUUCCAGGUUGUUCUGGUGAAGGUUCGCCAGGAGGGGACUACUGUGUCAAUCUCCCAGAUAACUAUCUGCACCUCCGUCGCACCCAAUGUUCCAGCGAUGAUCAAUGUGACAACUGCCAAGGUGACUGUGACAACGACGACGAAUGCCAAGGAGGCCUGACCUGCGUUCAGCUUGAACCUGGCGAUAGCAGUAGUGUCCCGGGAUGCGGCGGAAUGCCCGCCAGCGGUCUGGACUACUGCGCUAGCGCACGAAGACGUCGAUUCCUUAGGGAGAGUUGA